CAUUAGCAUCAAACUCUUCACUCUUGUCUCAAGUUUAGUUGAGUAAAUUGAGAAUAAGUUUAAACUACUGUCUUGUUGUAAUAACACAGAUAGACUUGCAAAUAUAUUUCAUUUACAAUGGCCGGAGGAGGCAUGGUGGCCUCUAGCGGAGGCACCGAAUUCGAGGCGAAAAUCACCCCCAUAGUCAUCAUUUCGUGUAUCAUGGCAGCUACCGGAGGACUCAUGUUCGGUUAUGAUGUUGGUGUAUCAGGCGGUGUAACAUCGAUGGAUGACUUCUUGAAGAAGUUCUUUCCGGUGGUAUACCGGAAAACACAAGCAGAUGAUGACAGUAACUACUGCAAAUACGACAACCAAGGUCUCCAGCUAUUCACAUCAUCAUUAUACUUGGCUGGUUUAACGGCAACUUUCUUUGCUUCUUAUACAACAAGAAGACUCGGCCGGAGAUUCACUAUGUUGAUUGCCGGAAUAUUUUUCAUUAUUGGAGUUGUUCUUAAUACGGCUGCUCAGGACCUUGCCAUGCUUAUUGCUGGUAGAAUUUUACUUGGCUGUGGCGUUGGUUUUGCUAACCAGGCUGUGCCAUUGUUCUUAUCAGAGAUAGCACCCACCAGAAUCAGAGGAGGACUAAACAUAUUGUUCCAGCUCAACGUUACGAUUGGAAUUCUUUUUGCCAAUAUUGUUAAUUACUUCACUGCUAAAAUAGAUGGCUGGGGCUGGAGACUAUCUUUGGGACUUGCUGGGAUUCCUGCACUACUUUUAACAGUUGGUGCUCUGCUAGUUGUCGACACUCCCAACAGUCUUAUUGAGCGUGGAAAGUUGGCGGAAGGCAAAGAAGUUCUCAGAAAAAUCCGCGGCACUGACAAAAUCGAGCCAGAGUUUUUAGAGCUUGUGGAGGCCAGCCGUAUAGCUAAAGAAGUUAAACAUCCCUUCAGAAACCUCCUCAUGCGAAGAAAUCGGCCACAGCUUGUCAUAGCAAUUGCAUUACAGAUUUUCCAACAAUGCACGGGGAUAAAUGCAAUUAUGUUCUAUGCACCGGUGCUGUUUAGUACAUUGGGAUUCAAGGAUAACGCGUCGCUCUACUCUGCUGUGAUCACAGGAGCUGUUAAUGUGUUGUCUACUGUUGUAUCAAUCUAUGUAGUUGACAAAUUAGGCCGUCGCAUACUCUUACUUGAAGCUGGAGUUCAAAUGUUCCUCGCGCAGAUAAUAAUAGCAAUUGUACUCGGAAUCAAGGUUACAGAUCAUUCGGACAAUUUAGGCACUGCUUAUGCAGUUAUAGUUGUGGUGAUGAUUUGCACAUUCGUAUCUGCCUUUGCUUGGUCAUGGGGACCUUUGGGAUGGCUAAUUCCGAGUGAGACAUUUCCUCUUGAGACGCGAUCAGCUGGACAGAGCGUCACAGUUUGUGUGAACUUGCUCUUCACUUUUGUCAUAGCACAAGCGUUUCUCUCAAUGCUUUGCCAUUUUAAGUAUGGCAUUUUCUUGUUUUUCUCUGGUUGGGUUUUGAUAAUGUCCAUCUUUGUGGUAUUUUUGGUACCCGAGACAAAGAAUGUACCGAUUGAAGAGAUGACAGAUAGAGUGUGGAAGCAACAUUGGUUCUGGAAGAGAUUCAUGGAGGACGAAACUGAUGAUGGUUUUAAGAAAAAUGGUCAUGCAAAAGUGUUUGAUCCGGUUGCUCAGCUGUAGAGAAAAGAUCAAUGUUGUUUAAGAUAAUAUAUGUACAACAAUAGUCUCAUUCAUCUCAAAAAAAAACUGUUCUUAUUAUGUAAUAUAAAUAUUAUUCAGAAACGUCA
Daucus carota subsp. sativus is the source of this 1784-nucleotide messenger RNA. RefSeq names its product sugar transport protein 13-like. Gene Ontology annotation, biological process: monosaccharide transmembrane transport. The coding region runs from base 118 to 1677 and encodes 519 amino acids. Gene Ontology annotation, cellular component: membrane. NCBI's taxonomy places the organism in Eukaryota, Viridiplantae, Streptophyta, Magnoliopsida, Apiales, Apiaceae. The transcript has 5 exons. The record is from RefSeq and is a predicted model, not a curated record. Gene Ontology annotation, molecular function: monosaccharide transmembrane transporter activity.